This is a messenger RNA of Selaginella moellendorffii, 1021 nucleotides long. RefSeq names its product mitochondrial amidoxime-reducing component 1. Gene Ontology annotation, molecular function: catalytic activity; pyridoxal phosphate binding; molybdenum ion binding. NCBI's taxonomy places the organism in Eukaryota, Viridiplantae, Streptophyta, Lycopodiopsida, Selaginellales, Selaginellaceae. The coding region runs from base 54 to 962 and encodes 302 amino acids. The record is from RefSeq and is a predicted model, not a curated record. The transcript is spliced from 8 exons.
CAGAUAAUAGAGUUUGGAUCGAACCUUCGAUAGAAGCUUCUCUAGCGGUGGCUAUGGAGGACUCGCCCAUGGUCGUCAAGUCGCUCUUUGUCUACCCAGUCAAGUCGUGCAAAGGGAUCGAGAUUGACGCCGCCGCGAUCUGCCCGACUGGAUUUCGAUGGGAUAGGCACUGGCUUGUUGUCAAUGACAGAGGAAGGAUGCUCACCCAAAGAGUGGAGCCAAAGCUUGCUUUGAUCCAGCCAAUUAUGCCUCCCGAGCUUUUCACUGCUCCUCUACAGUCUCUACCAGCGAAUUCUUCAGUGUCAUUCCAAGCCCCGGGAAUGGAGACCACGCUUCAAGUCCCUUUGUUUGGCAGCAAAGAGAAAGUCCAUGCUUCGGUGUGGGAGUGGUCUGGCGGAGCACUGGACGAAGGAACAGCAGCACACAAGUGGUUCUCCGCUUAUCUUGGAAGAACUUGCCACCUUGUGCGUCUAGAUCCUGCUGCGAUGGAGCGACCGACUGAUACCGAGUAUGCUGACGGAUACAAAGCCUCCUUCACCGAUGGUUUUCCAUUUCUCGUUGCUUCCCAGGCUUCUCUUGACGCUGUGAACAAGCGCUUGCGGAAUCAACUUCCAAUGAAUCGGUUCAGGCCAAAUAUAAUCGUCCAAGGCUGCGAGCCCUUCGCAGAGGAUACCUGGCGGACGUUUAAGAUCAAAAACCUGACCUUUCAUGGAGUCAAGCUUUGUGCCAGAUGCAAGAUACCUACAAUCAACCAAGAGACAACCGAGAUGGGAGCCGAGCCGACCUUGACACUCAUGGAGUUCCGCAAGGGAGAGAUGCUAUGCGCUGUUCAAUCUGUGAAAAACAAGGUUUUCUUCGGCCAAAACGCUGUUUGCGUGGAGUCCGUGAUGAUGAAGAACGAGUUAGUUCGUGUUGGAGAUCCAGUUCGAGUGGAGGAAACUUUGCAAGUCCCAUCUGUGUGAAGUUGUGAAAAAAAUACCAUUUGAGCAAAACGUUACACAAAACUUGGAAUUCCACCGCU